Molecule: messenger RNA, 611 nt
Organism: Pistacia vera
Lineage: Eukaryota; Viridiplantae; Streptophyta; Magnoliopsida; Sapindales; Anacardiaceae
Product: protein HEADING DATE 3A-like
Exons: 4
Coding region: 73-606 (177 amino acids)
Source: RefSeq, a predicted model, not a curated record
UCCUCCAACAAAAUUUCACUACACCAGAAUAUUCUAACUUUAGUUAAUUUCUUUAAUUUGUUCUUCACUAGCAUGGCUAGGGAGAGUGGUACGAGAGAUCCUCUUGUCAUCGGCAGAGUCAUCGGAGACGUUGUCAACGGAUUCAUUAGGUCUGUUAGCCUUAGAGUGAGCUAUAAUAACAAGGAAGUCGGCAAUGGCGUUGAGCUCAAGCCUUCUCAAGUUGCAAAUAUACCUAGGGUCGAUAUUGGUGGCACUGAUCUCAGAGAUUUCUACACUUUGGUGAUGGUGGAUCCUGAUGCUCCAAGCCCAAGUAAUCCCAGUUUGCGGGAGUAUUUGCAUUGGAUGGUGACUGAUAUUCCAGCAACAACAGGAGCAAACUUCGGGAAAGAGUUAUGGUGUUAUGAGAGUCCACGGCCAACGUUGGGGAUUCACCGGUUUGUUUUUGUUCUGUUCCGGCAAUUAGGAAGGCAGACGGUGUAUGCACCGGGUUGGCGCCAGAACUUCAGCACCAGAGACUUCGCCGAGCUUUACAAUCUCGGAGCUCCGGUGUCUGCUGUUUACUUUAAUUGCCAGAAGGAGACUGGCUCCGGAGGAAGGAGACUAUGAAUACA